Poecile atricapillus (Black-capped chickadee) is the source of this 3103-nucleotide messenger RNA. RefSeq names its product solute carrier family 35 member D1 (gene SLC35D1). The coding region runs from base 27 to 1106 and encodes 359 amino acids. The transcript has 12 exons. Gene Ontology annotation, molecular function: GDP-fucose transmembrane transporter activity; antiporter activity. Gene Ontology annotation, cellular component: Golgi apparatus. The record is from RefSeq and is a predicted model, not a curated record. NCBI's taxonomy places the organism in Eukaryota, Metazoa, Chordata, Aves, Passeriformes, Paridae.
UGUUCCGCCUCAGCCCCGCCCCAGCCAUGUCGGCCCCGCGCAGACGCCCCGCGGCCGCUGCCGGGGGGGGGCCCGAGGGGGCGGCCGAGGGGGGAGCCCCGGCCGGAGCCCCCGAGCCCGGCGAUGCGGAGCGGGGCAUGGCGGCCCCGCCGCUCUGCCUGCGCCUGCUGGCCGCCGCCUUCUACGGCCUCAGCUCCUUCCUCAUCGUCGUCGUCAACAAGAGCGUCCUCACCACCUACGGGUUCCCGUCCUCGCUGUGCGUGGGGCUGGGCCAGAUGGUGGCCACGGUGGCCGUGCUCUGGGCGGGGAAGGCGCUGCGGGUGGUCAAAUUCCCUGACCUGGACAGACACAUCCCCCGGCGGACAUUUCCUCUACCUCUCCUGUAUUUCGGGAACCAGAUCACAGGACUGUUCAGCACAAAGAAACUGAACCUGCCCAUGUUCACGGUCCUGCGCAGGUUUUCCAUCCUGUUUACCAUGUUUGCCGAGGGAUUCCUGCUCAAGAAGAAGUUUUCCUGGAGCAUUCAGAUGACAGUAUUUGCUAUGAUCUUUGGUGCAUUUGUAGCUGCCAGUGCUGACUUGGCAUUCGACCUGGAGGGAUAUAUUUUUAUCCUCAUUAACGAUGCCUUAACAGCUGCAAACGGUGCCUAUGUGAAACAGAAGCUGGAUUCAAAGGAGCUGGGGAAGUACGGACUGCUCUAUUACAAUGCACUCUUCAUGAUCCUCCCCACCCUGGGCAUUGCCUACAUCACUGGAGAUGCACACAAGGCAGUGGAAUACCAGGGCUGGGCAGACACGUUCUUCGUGGUGCAGUUCACUCUCUCCUGUGUCAUGGGGUUUAUUUUGAUGUAUUCCACGGUUCUUUGCACUCAGUACAACUCUGCUCUUACAACUACAAUAGUUGGCUGCAUUAAGAAUAUUUUAAUAACCUAUAUUGGGAUGUUUUUUGGAGGAGAUUAUAUUUUUACAUGGAUGAACUUCAUUGGUCUAAAUAUCAGUAUUGCUGGAAGCCUGGUGUAUUCCUACAUCACCUUCACCGAGGAGCAGCUGAACAAGGAGUCGGAUGCUGGCAGCAAGAUGGAUAUUAAAGGGAAGAGCUCCGUGUGAGCAGGGAGAGGCUCUUUGUUUUUGGGAAUCCACCCAGAUCUGUUCGCUUGAUCGCGGGCAGAGGGUGGGGAGGGAUCCACGGGGAUUAAUUUGCACAGCCGAGAUUGCUGCCUUCACAAAUCCUUGGGAAGAUCCACCCGGCCUGCACGGGGAAGGGUGAGCCUAAUUGAGUCUGAUCGGGAGCAAUUAACGGGUUUCUAAUCGAGCUGGGAGUCGGCAGCCGAGACGGGCACGGGCGGGGCUGGGAGUUGUGCUGGCAGGGAUGUGCCGGGGGUGGCCCUGGCUGGAUUUGCUCCAUGGGAUCCGUGGAUCUGCUGAUCCCAGCUUGGCUGGGAGGCUGGGGCUGGCUCCGUGCCCAGCUGCUCCCUCUGGAAGGACGGGAAUGCCGAGGGCCCUGGCCAGCGUUCCCUGGAAGCUGCUCCAAAACCUCCUGGAUGAAUGUUCGGCGCUCUCUGGACUUUAAUUUUUUAGCUGUUUUCCGUUUAUUUUCAGUUUGUUUGGGCCAUUAACCCACUUUUCGAGCCCUGCUGGGUUUAUCAGAGCCCUGCAUUCACCUCUGUCUUUCCAAGGCUUGGAGAUAUUCCCAGCAGGAAGGGUUUUCCAGCUGCUGCCGAGUUCUGCAGCCUCCCUGACACCAACCCUGGCUUUGGGAAAGCUGCUGGGAUCACAGGAGAGCUGAGCUUGUCCCACCUGGAACAGCACAUCCAGGGAAUCUGCAAUAAUUCCAGCUCCCACCCCUGGAAGAGGCACAAGGACUUAAAUCUUCUUUUUUGGCAAGUACAGGGAGCCCCAUAAUUCCUGUUUUCCAUGGAAUCAAUCGCCCUGAAAGACCCACUAAAGGAAUGGGAAUUGUCGUACAUUGGACAGUGUUCAGUGAUUUUUAAAGGUUGUUUUACCCAGCACUCCUUUCCAGGGCUUGUCUUUUUUGGGUUAAAAAGAAUUGUUUUUAAGCUUGGUUAAAAAACUUUUAGUAAAAUAAUGUAUUUAGGGAUUUUUUGGUACCCUACCAGCUUCUCUAGACACUGGCAGCAGGGUUUUUCAGGAACUACUUGCUUCAGCUGGAACUGCUCUUGGGCAAAGCUGCAUUUGCUGGGAUUUAUUGGAAGUUUGUGGAUGGGGAAGAGAUUUUCUGUGAGGGUGCAGCUGCAGCCUGGCGUGCUGGGCAAGGUGUGGAGCUGCUGCCUGCUGCAACAUCCUGCUCCUGGAGCAACUCCAGAGCCACAAUUCCCCUUUUUUUGUGGGAUUUUGUGGUCACUGCAGUGACAGGGGGCAGGGGAGGUGUCCUGGAGCAGCCCCUCAGAGCACAGCAAGAAAAAAUCCCUGAUUUUAUCUCCCAAAAUUCCAGUAAAACCUCGGCUUUGUGCCAGGGGAGGGAGGGUGACAAACCCUUCCUGCUGUGCAGAAGCCCCCCAGUCCCUGCACUGGUUCCUGCACUGGUCCAUGCACUGGUCCAUGCACUGGUUCCUGCACUGGUCCAUGCACUGGUCCAUGCACUGGUUCCUGCGCUGGUUCCUGCACUGGUUCCUGUGCUGGUCCAUGCAUUGGUUCCUGCACUGGUCCAUGCAUUGGUUCCUGCACUGGUCCAUGCACUGGUUCCUGCAUUGGUUCCUGCACUGGUUCCCAGUAUCCAGGUGCUGCUGGGGCCCCUCCCACCUGCUCCUGCCUCUUGCUGCAGCAUUCCCAAAUCCCUUUUUUCCCCACGUGUGCUCCGACCCCGCCGUGCCAGGAGGUUGAUUCUGCCAGAGGGGUUUUUGUAUCAUUUUCUCUUUAGUUUUGAAUCUACUGGUUAGAUUUGCAGUCCUAACAGGGAAGGAUUUUUAAAGCUUAUUUUGUCCUGGAUCCUAAACACUGGGAAAGCCAAGAAUUCCUCUAACAGUAUUUUCUAUGCUAUGAAUUGACUAAAAAAAAUGUUUUCUAUAGAGAAUCUAUUUACAAAAUGAGCAUUUUAGUGAUGAAAAUGUGAAUGUAUGGCAGGCUGUGGAUGUGAGGAAUGAGAG